This is a messenger RNA of Ilyonectria robusta, 699 nucleotides long. RefSeq lists its product as uncharacterized. The record is from RefSeq and is a predicted model, not a curated record. The coding region runs from base 183 to 614 and encodes 143 amino acids. Lineage: Eukaryota; Fungi; Ascomycota; Sordariomycetes; Hypocreales; Nectriaceae. The transcript has a single exon.
GCGUCUUGGGCUGUGGGUGUUGGCAGGUGGAGAACUGAGACCUGGUACGCCAAAAAGGAUUGGACAGCGUGUACUCCGUACUGUUUGAAUAAAGACCAAUCACCAUCAGUUCCUAGUUGCCCUACUCAUCUACUGGCGUAAUAUAACCUGCAUUAACUACCUGCGAACACGGUUUGGCGUGGAUGGGCCUGCUGCUGUUCCUGUAUGUAUCGCUGUCAAAAGAGUGCCAGCAUCUUCAGCCCUUUCUUCUUUGGAUGUCGUGGAUAUUCGGUGUCGGGUUUUGCCACUCUCCGUCUCAUUUCCUUUUCUUUGCUUCUUCUUACCGCUGUUUCAUCCCAAGACCUGACAAGAACAAUGUCGCAACGGAAGGGUCGGGCGCGACCACCGCCCGACGUGAAAACAUGACCUGUGGCAAGGUGAUGGAACGGGCGUACCGGUGUUUUGGUGGGACAUCAAUCAGUCGUUCCCCACUGGUAGCUCAUCAGCUCGCUUGGCGGCCCCGGGUAUCCUCGUCAUGCUUCCGCGCCUUUGCUAGUUCGCGAUCUCGAUCGUCUAGGUGUAAGAUAAGAUCCAUUGUGAUGGAGGUGCUAGGCGUUGAUUCACCCCAGAAAUGACGGGUUCUUGCUUGACAUGUUACUCACCCCCCUUUGCGUCCCAGGGAAAAAGUCUGCAGUGCACGUACGUUGAGGCGAUUAGAAC